This is a messenger RNA of Moneuplotes crassus, 2124 nucleotides long. The record is from the annotation of a GenBank genome assembly. NCBI's taxonomy places the organism in Eukaryota, Ciliophora, Spirotrichea, Euplotida, Euplotidae.
AUGGCGGCAUUUGAUGUUGAUGACUACAUGGAGAGUAUUUAUCAAAGAGACUCUAUUAAGAAGAUCAAGAUGAAACAUGUUAAGGUCCCAACGCUAGAUAUUGAUACCAUUAUCCAAGUCAAGGUGUUAUAUAAAGGAAUCAUUGAUAAAUUUAUUGACUGGGAUUUUGAAGACACUUCAUUACGACCAAUUGAGGUUGCUACAGACUUGGUAGACUCUUUGGAUAUCCAGGAUAAUAAUAAAAGAUUAGAAGUGAUAGAUUCUAUCACUGAGAGCAUCUCAGAACAACUUACAAGAUACCUUGAAGAUAGUGUAGAGCAACAAGCAUCAAUUGCAAGAAGGAAGAAAAUUACACCCUCAACUAUAGCCUGUCCUGAGUGAGACUCUAUAUUUCAGCCUGAUGAUGAGAAUUGUAUUCAAUGUGGAUUUGUUCUCAAAAAGAAAAAUGAAACUAAGUUCAUUCCCAAGCAUUAUGAAAACAUAAAGAUCAUUGGAGAUAAUGAUAGCUUAGAGUUUACAUCCAGGCCAAGUAGAACAGAGAGACAGUUCAGAAUACAGCAAAAGAAAUUAGAAAAGAAGACUAGGAGCAGAAUCCAUAAAACUAAAGACUACCUAACUGAUGAUAAGUAUAGUUGCCAACUAUGGUCAAGGAUUAUUAAGGAUCCUCUUAUCAAUAAUUGAGAAGGACUUGAAGAUAUGAUUAGUAAAGAAGAUGCAUCUUGAUUGAGAAGUCUUUACACAAGACUCAAGGAAAUUUUCUGAAAUGAUCCAGAAUAUAGAUUUGAGCUUGAUGAUCAACAAAUAAGAGAUAUCCAUUACUUAUUAGAUAAGACUUAUGAGGACCUGUUGACUGAUAAUCCAAUUACUGAUGAAAUCUUUAGACAACCAUACACAAAUGAGGAUCCUUUAGCUUGGAAGAAUGUGCUUGAAGAAACUCACAACCCUGACCCCAAAGUACAAAGAUUCAGACCCUAUAACAUGGAAAGUCAUGUGUUCAGAAAUAUUAGCCAUAAUCAGCUUAUUUUGUCCAACAUGGAUGCAGAAAAUGAUGAUAAUAUUCCUUUACAGACCUUGCUAGAUUCAAACCAGAAAUUGUCAGCUUACUUGAUGGAGAAAGACCAAGUGCAACCUCGUAGGAAAGGAAGGCCAAAGAAACAUGAUUACUACACUGAGCCAAUCGUCAGAAUUGGGGAUCUCAAUACCUUGGUAAAAAUAUUACGUGAGCAAGCUCAGAUUCAAGAUCCUUCACUGAGAUCAAUAAGAGAAAGAGUAUCGAUCAAGAAGAUCUCAAAAGAGGAAAAUAAGGAUCCCCAAAAGUGUACUAAAUGCAUGAGAAUAUCUAAAACCAAGCUUUUAGUCUGUGAGAAUUGCCCAGUGGUUUAUCAUCCUAGUUGUAUGGGAUAUGAAGGAAACUUUCCCAGAAGAAAAUGGAAGUGAUAUUUCUGCAAGAUAAUCAAGUAUGGUCUCAAGUGAAACCUGACAAAAAUUGCACCCGCAGAGAGUCAAUGGUGUAAAAGUUUAUUAGGUAUGAUAAAAAGCGACUGGAAGGAAAUAGCCUUGAAGCUAAUGGAAGUUAUAUCAGAAUAUCCUGCUUCCAAAUCUUUCUGGUAUACUGAAAAGAGAGACAAGAGAGAAUAUCAGCAAAAGCAGACAUAUCCUAUGAACAUGGCAAAGAUCAAGAAAAAUCUAGAAUAUGAUAUUGAUUCUUCAAAGCUUCCUAAAACUGCUCAGAAUACUGAAAGUUCAUUAAAAUAUGAAAAGCUUGAUGAUUUCUUGGCUGAUUUACUUACAGUUUUCAGAAACACUCAAUUAUUUAUUGAUCCAAAUAAGAUGAAGUACAAGUACUCAGAAGCAUGUCAGAAGUUUGUGAUGUACCUGCUUCAAGAAGAAGAUAUUUUCCAGACCCAGAAACAGCCUGAAAAACGAAUCAACAAAAGAGAGUCCUUUACUGUUGCAGAAAUACAAGAAAGCAAAUCAGAGGAAAUCUCUGAUCUUGAAGAAAGAGAAAAACAAAUGAACGAAAAGCUUGGAAGUGAUGAGGAUGAUUACAACAUUGUUCUUGAGGAUAACUCCUCUGAUGAGAACAAGGAAUAAGACGACUGAGCUAGUAAACAGUGUUUCGAU